CAUUCAGUCCCGCUCCGGCCGCUACGCCGAGCACACUGUGGCUCCCGGCCCGCCACCCUCUCUCUCUACUUUUAUCAUUGUUGCACCUCACUCUUAUCAGUUCUUGUGUUUACUGCAUAAACGAAAGCGUAAUCUCCGCCGCUAAACCCAAACGUUAUCACGUAGUGAAUCACUGCGGCUGUUAUCAGGAUGUGACGCGCGAGCUUUAGCCGGAAUUAAAGUGAGGCAUUUGUGUUCAUUGUGGCUGAAAGUGUCCAAUACCCACCAUAGUGGUGACGGGCACAGCUGACCCUCGUGUGGUGUAGCAGGGGCAGGCAGCUCCCCCCCCCCCCCGACACAAUGGGGCACAGAAGGAAAGGAGAGGCACUCCAAUAUGAUGCUCAAUUCACUGGGCCCAUCAAGAAGAGAUCGUGCACAGACAUACUGUGUUUGCUGCUAUUUGUGGCAUUCCUGGCAGGAUGGGGGGUUGUAACUGCAUUUGCCGCACUCAAUGGCGAUCCAUCACGUCUGUUGUACCCAACUGACAGCAUGGGUCGAGUGUGUGGUAGAGGUGAACUUCAGAACAAAACAUUCCUACUCUUUUUUGAUCUGACAAGAUGUGCCACACCCAAAGUCAUUGCUACUGGAUGUCCCACACCACAGGUGUGUGUAAAAGAAUGCCCCAAAACAAAUUGGUUUUAUAAUCCUGUAACAAGUGAUUCUGAGAUGAAGCCAUACCUUAUAUGUCAAGAAGGAGUUGAUCCGAAGGUCACAUCAUUAUCUGUGGAUGAACUCAUUAAGAGUAGUAAAUGUGCCUACUACUAUGUAGAAAGUGAACCAAUUGGUCGCCGCUGCAUCCCUCACAAUGUUGCAGAUCAUGCAGAAAAUAUCAUCUCUGCUAUUAAAGCUGCAUCGAGCCUGAACAAAUAUGACAAAUUUGAAAUUCUUGAAGCUCUUGUAAACGCUAUGAAAUAUGUGAUGCGAUUUGCUAAUUUCCAACAGGUGGCUGAAGGCGUUUUUCAAGAUAUUAAGACAUCAUGGUGGAUUCUGCUUUCUGGUUUUGGCGUUGCCAUGCUCGUGUCAUUUCUUUGGAUUGUCCUCCUGCGGUUCAUCUCGGCUAUCAUGAUUUGGUUUUCAUUAAUAGCCUUUAUAGGGCUUUCAGGAUUUGGAUCAUACUACACCUUGAACAAGUAUCUUACUCUGCGCAAAAAUGUUGACAACUCAACCAUGUCUGUAGCAGAAUUUGGAUUUACCAAGGAAAUAAGCAGAGUUGCAGAAUUGGAAACAACAUGGCUGAUAUUGUUUAUAAUUACAGUGACCAUCUUAGUGGUCUGUUUGUUAGUACUCAUCUUCUUGCGAAAGAGAAUCAACAUAGCUAUUGCCCUUAUUGGCCAAGCCAGCAAAGCUGUGGGUAGCAUUAUGUCAACACUGUUCUUCCCAAUUGUGCCAUAUGUUCUACAGUUGAUAUUUCUGGCACUUUUCUGUGUAGUUGCUGUUCUCCUGGCAUCAGCAGGAAAAACUGAAUAUCGAAUCAUGUGUUCUGGGGAUCAAUGUGGAUGUCCAAACAUAAAGGAAAAUGAUACCUGCACAUAUGAAGAGUUUAAUCAAACCCAAUGUCCUGGGGCAUCAUGCCAGUUCUUUGAUUAUAUUGUUGAUCCAAACAUUCCACGGCUCCACAUCUACAAUGUGUUUGCACUGUUCUGGUCCAUGUUCUUUGUUUCUGCAUUUGGAGAGAUGGUGUUAGCAGGAGCCUUUGCUUCAUGGUAUUGGGCCCUCGACAAGUCCAAAGAUGUUCCAACACUGGCGGUUACAUACAGUUUUGGCAGAACUAUCAGGUACCAUAUAGGCACAUUGGCAUUUGGGUCCCUUAUCAUUGCCAUUGUGCGAAUGAUUCGAGUGAUACUGGAAUACAUUGAUCAUAAGAUUAGAGAAAAAACAGAUAGCAAGAUUAUACGUUGUAUCAUGUGCUGCUGCCGCUGCUGUCUCUGGUGCUUGGAAAAGUUCCUGAAAUUUAUUAAUAGGAAUGCAUAUGUAUAUUGUGCCAUAUAUGGGAAGAACUUCUGCGUAUCGGCCAAAAAUGCCUUCUCUCUUAUAAUGAGAAACAUUGCCCGAGUGGUGGUACUGGAUAAGGUGACAGACUUCCUGCUCUUCAUCGGAAAGAUGGUGGUGGUUGGAAUAAUUGGUGUUGCUUCUUUCUUCAUAUUUAGUGGCGAAGUCAAGUUUGCACAAGAAUAUCUACCACAAAUGAAUUAUUACCUUACACCAGUUAUCAUCAUAACCAUUGGUACAUUUUUUAUAGCUAGUGCAUUCUUCUCUGUUUAUGCCAUGGCUGUGGACACAUUGUUCUUGUGUUUCCUUGAGGACUGUGAAAGAAAUGAUGGAUCUAUGGAGAAACCUUACUUCAUGAGUAAAGACCUCAUGAAAAUCUUGGAUAAGAAAAACAAAUUCAAGGAAGAAUAAUUGUUUAAACAAGUUCUAUAUUUUUAAUUUAUACAGCAACACCUUAGUGUGUUGAUGUCAAGGUUUUCACCAUAGAACAUACAAUGACUUUCAUUUGUUUUAUAAAGACAUAGAUUUACAAGAUUUUGAUUAAUGUACUGUAAUGGAGUGCUAUCAUAAACUGAUUGCUAUGCUAUAUAUGCACAUUAAAUAUAUGUACAUUGUAUUUUAUACAUAAAUCUGAUUUUUUUUUAACAAACAGCUGACAGCCACUUUCUUUUUUUGGUUCGAGCCCUUUGUGGCUUCAGUACCUAAAUCCAAGUUGGCUCCCAACUACCAGGUCACAUCUGUCAUAGAGUUCUGACCAGAGCCAGAACUCGACCCUCUCACACAAGUGUAGAGAACAGCUGACACACUGCCAUCCCACUGGAAGAGCAUUCAGAAAGUCAGCAGCAAAUCAGUACAGUGCACUGCUGGAUUUAAAAAAAAAAAAAAAAAAAAAAAAAAGAGAUUAAAUCCUCAAAACUGCUAAACUCACUCCUCAACAAUGUAAACAAAUGAUUUAAUCUUGAAACAGUGCGAGCUCAUUAGCCCUCACCAAUUGUGGGGGGGGGGGGAGCCCCCAAUUCCCCUCCAACCUUCCACACCAAUUCUCACACUGAUGUGGAUGUUUGUGGAGGUCCAUUGUAGGGCUUCCUGGUCAUCUGUACGUCAUGCAGAUCCAACUGCUUCUAAGCUGAGUGCUGGCCGUCCUCAGACAAUGUCCUGUGAGAGCUGUUUGCUUGGUAUUCAGCUUCAUUGUUGUGUUUUUAUCCAGUUUAUGCUGUGUGGAUCUGGCUCAUUGACCACUUAAGAGCUACAUGUGCUCAUGCUUACCUUCUCCGAGUGUUCCCCUGGUGCUGCACUGACAGAGUUCUCUUCUCUGGCGUAUUUGGGAGUUUGCUUUUUUAAGAGGUCAGACCACUUUAAGGUGGCCUCGCCUAAGACAAAUAGAGGUACUUUUGUGUCCUUCUGUCUAGGCCUUUGGUUGGAACAAGUAUUUGGCUGGUUGGGGCUCACUGGUGUUACGCACACUUGUUCACACUGUACCUUAAGAUUUAUCUUCACAGUUGUAUUGACCUGGCAGUGUCAGUCUACUUUGUGUCCUGCAGCAUCCCCAGUGCCUCGAUGUCCUGCUUGGUUAGUCCUUCAAGCCCUGAUUAUCCCUCCAAUCCUUCGAGUUGACGUGCUUCCAGGGUGGGGGGGGGGGGGGUUCCUUUGGUUGUUGCCGUGUAGUUAGGCCAGGAGGAGCAUCAUGUGCUGUGCCCAGUGGCAGUUCUCCUCUACUACCUUCAUGCCGCUGAUUCUGCAUCGGUAGAUAUUUUGUGGGUUAGACCAAGUGUUUUGUCUUUGUCUUGACUAUGAGAUCAUGACUGCCUGCGACUUCUCUUCCUUCCUGGUUGUGUCCCUCUUUCUUCUCCAUGGGUAGUUAACUUCAGGAUGCCACAAAGAUCCUACAUUUCUCCAGAAAACCAGUGUUGAAUGUAAUGAAACGCCUCUUUCUGGGUAAGUCCCGGUGGAUUUCUAAUUCCCUCUCUCCCAGGUUGUCAGUUGGUGGAUGUCAUCUGCACAUCUGCUUCAGAACUGGUGUGGAAGGCUGGAAAUGAUUGAAAGCUGCAGGGCUCCCCAGAUGGUGGUGGUGGGGGGGGGGGGGGGAGGAGGGGAGUGCUAACAAGCUCAUGCUUGUUUCAAGAGAUUUGAUCAUUUUACAUUGGAGUUUGGCAGUUUUGAGGUUUCGGUCUCAUUGAAUCCAGUACUAGUAGUGGUCAAGAUUGGUGCACUGAAUUUCCAUAUGUUUUCCUGGUGGGGUGGCAGAGAGUCACCUUCUCUCUGCACCUUUGUGAGGGGCCAGGUUCUAGCUCUAGUCCCCAGUAGGCUAAACAAAACAACAUGGCUGAUGUGACAUAGUAGUUGGGAGCCACUGGGGCUCACCCCCCCCCCCCCCAAAAUGCAUUACAUUUAAUAUUGAUUUUAUGAUGUAGAUUUUUCAAAGUAGAAACAUUUCUGUCCUUUACAAUCAAAAUGAUAAAUAUAUAUUUAAGAUAAUGUUCUUCACAUUUACUGAUGUGAUAUUUUGUAAAGAUUCACUUUAACAUUAGCAGUUGCAAAUAGUAGCAUGUUUUAUUAAUGUGCCUUUUCCAUCUAUAUUUUGUAAUAAGUAGUGAUUUUCUAUAACUGAGGAAAUGUUUGAUGCUUCUUUAAGAGUUGCUGUUUAUUGGUAAAGUUGUCAACUAAUAGUUCCAUUUCAUAUUUAAAUGUUGACACUCCUAUAUGAGUACAUGUUUAUAUGAGUACAUGUUUAUAAAGGUGUGUAUAAUUGUAAUUUCACCUGAUAACACAAAUAUUCCCUAUGAGACUUUAUAUGAAAUCAUUUGGAAUAAACAAAAAUAAAGAUA
Messenger RNA from Procambarus clarkii (red swamp crayfish), 4853 nucleotides. The record is from RefSeq and is a predicted model, not a curated record. NCBI's taxonomy places the organism in Eukaryota, Metazoa, Arthropoda, Malacostraca, Decapoda, Cambaridae.